AUGGGCGGCGGCGGCGGCGGCGGCGGCGGCGGCGCGGAGGAGGAGCUGACGGCGCAGGAGACGGCGCUCUACGACCGCCAGAUCCGCGUCUGGGGCGUCGAUGCCCAGAAGAGGCUAAGUAAGGCGCAUGUGCUUGUGUGCGGCGUCAACGGUACUACUAUUGAGUUCUGCAAGAACAUUGUUCUAGCAGGAGUUGGCAGUUUAUCAUUGAUGGACGAUCACAUGGUCACAGAGGAUGAUCUCAAUUCAAACUUCCUAAUUCCUCAUGAUGAGAGUGUGUAUGGUGGUAAAUCACGGGCAGAGGUUUGCUGCGAGUCCUUAAAAGAUUUCAAUCCAAUGGUCCGAGUUGCUGUUGCAAAAGGUAACCCAUCACUAAUUGAUGGAACAUUCAUUGACAUGUUCGACAUUAUUGUAGUCAGCUGCGCAUCUCUUAAAACAAAGUUGUUUAUUAAUGACAACUGCCGGAAGAGAAGCAAGCAUAUUGCCUUCUACUCUGUAGAGUGCAAGGAUUCUUGUGGUGAAAUAUUUGUUGAUCUGCAGGACCAUAGCUAUCUUCAGAAGAAGCCUGGAGGAGAACCUGAACAGCAGGAGUUGAAAUAUCCUAGUCUGCAGGAAGCUAUUUCUGUGCCCUGGAAGGAUCUGUCCAAAAGAACAACUAAAUUGUACUACGCAAUGAGAGUCUUGGAAAGUUAUGAAUCAUCUGAAGGGCGCGACCCUGGUGAGACAUCACUUUCUGAUCUGCCUGCAGUUUUGGCUCGGAGGAAGGAUAUGUGUGAUAGAAUGUCUGUGGACGAGUCUAAAAUUCCUACGUCUCUUCUGGAACGGCUUCUAGCAGCUGGGAAAAAGGAACAUCCUCCUGUAUGUGCAAUCCUUGGUGGCAUUCUUGGUCAGGAGGUGAUCAAAUCAAUAUCUUGCAAGGGCGAUCCGAUCAAGAAUUUCUUUUACUUCGACGAUGCUGAUGGUAAAGGGGCCAUGGAGGACAUCCCCCCAACUCCUGAAGACUAA
Molecule: messenger RNA, 1005 nt
Organism: Triticum turgidum subsp. durum (durum wheat)
Lineage: Eukaryota; Viridiplantae; Streptophyta; Magnoliopsida; Poales; Poaceae
Source: the annotation of a GenBank genome assembly